This is a messenger RNA of Lottia gigantea (owl limpet), 501 nucleotides long. RefSeq lists its product as hypothetical. The annotation marks the transcript as partial. The record is from RefSeq and is a predicted model, not a curated record. Lineage: Eukaryota; Metazoa; Mollusca; Gastropoda; Lottiidae. The transcript has 2 exons.
GAUGCUUGUGAGAGGUGGAUGAAAUGUAGUAAUAAAUCCAUUCAUCAUUAUUUAACAAAAAUAGCAACACUUCCCAGUUGCCCGUGUAAAUACCCACUAACUGUGGGCAGAGACAAGAAAAUCAGGGAUUCGUCUUUAGAAAAGAAUUUUGUUUGGGAGGACGCGAGUUCAGAGGAAGAAAAACUGAAUAUUUACAAACCGGGUGCCAAAUAUUGUAUUCGUUCAAAAUUGACUUCCAAUGCUUUGGCAUCACAACAGUGUUGCUAUGACGACUACCAUCGAUUGAUAACACGUGGUCGUGAUGCUGGAACUCCGAAUCUAGUCAGUCCCCAGCUGUCAAAAGAGUUACAUAGAAAGGUUGAUGUUCUACCCUGGGUUUUGUGUAAAGGCGACUGGACCAGAUAUAACUUGGUAAUAAACCCGAACAAUAAAAGACAAUGUGAAGAGAAUCCGAAUAUAGCGGAAAUUAAACAUCAAAUAUUACUGGCCAAAAAUUAUUGA